CAUAAUAUCCAUCCCACCCCCAAUUUGUUUAAGGUUCAACUGAGCCAUCCCGUGCUGCGGGGCAGCUCCGGAUCUACUCGAUGCGUUUCUGCCCAUUUGCCUCGCGUUCACUCCUCGUUCUCCUCGCGAAAGAAAUUCCCCACGAGGUGGUUAAUAUCAAUCUGGCAUCAAAACCGGAGUGGUAUCUUGGCAAGUCACCAUCAGGAAAGGUCCCUCUUCUUGAAAACGACGGAGUUCUCCUACCGGAGUCCAUGGUUAUUUCAGAGUACUUGGAUGAGACAUGCAGUGGUCGCAAGCUCCUUCCUCAAGACCCGUACAAAAAAGCUCUAGACAAAGUCUUUCUCGAGUCGUUUGUUUUCUCCCCCAUUUUCAAGGUGUAUUUUAAUAAAGAGCAGUAUGCUGAAGGAUUUGACGCAUUCUGGUCGAAUGCAGCAGUCGUCGAAGACGAACUUAAGAAAAGGGGCAUGAAAUUUCUUGGAGGUUCGUAGCAUUUUAUCGAAAUG
Molecule: messenger RNA, 503 nt
Organism: Varroa destructor (honeybee mite)
Lineage: Eukaryota; Metazoa; Arthropoda; Arachnida; Mesostigmata; Varroidae
Product: glutathione S-transferase omega-1-like
Biological process (GO): glutathione metabolic process
Cellular component (GO): cytoplasm
Molecular function (GO): glutathione transferase activity; glutathione dehydrogenase (ascorbate) activity
Source: RefSeq, a predicted model, not a curated record